AGCCGCAGCCUUGGUGCUUCAAACAAGCUCGUAAGGCGUGUUGAACAGCCAAAUGGAAGGAGCCUACCCGGCAGAACCCAUGAUGUACACGCAGGGGGCUGCACCUUAUUCUGCGCAACCUAUGACCUACUCGGCAGGUCCUGUCACAUAUUCCGCGUCCCCCUAUGCUCCGAGCUCGGCGAUGCCGUUUGCUGGUGCUCCGGGCUCUUUGGACCACGCCCAGGGCAAGUGGUUUGCUCCGGGAGAGGCUCUGCCCCCGGGCUUCGUGGUGACGGCGCACCCGGAGGGCCACACCGCGCCCGCCGAGACCCACGCCAUGUCGGACAAGGCGCGAGAGAGCUUCGUGGUCAGCUCUGGACUUCCCAUGAAGACUGGCACCGCUUCCUCUUCGAAGGCCGACUCCGGCUAUGGCUGGCAGCGGGUGGCGGGCUAUUCGGCGGAAACCAAGAAGAGCAAGAAGAAGAAGUCCAGCGGCUGCUGCUGAGCGAGGGCACAUUUCGUCCAUACAGAUCUUCCUCAGGGGGCUAUGCCGCUGGGGAAGGUAUGAGAUUUUGCUGUGAUUCAGGGAGGCACACCAUGUGCUGCCUUGAAUCACUCGCCCUUUUGCCAAAUGAACCUAUCCUGAUAAUUAGCCCCCUUCCGGCUUUCCGGCUG
Molecule: messenger RNA, 654 nt
Organism: Effrenium voratum
Lineage: Eukaryota; Dinophyceae; Suessiales; Symbiodiniaceae
Source: the annotation of a GenBank genome assembly